Molecule: messenger RNA, 1710 nt
Organism: Rhizoctonia solani
Lineage: Eukaryota; Fungi; Basidiomycota; Agaricomycetes; Cantharellales; Ceratobasidiaceae
Product: FAD-binding domain protein
Exons: 13
Coding region: 1-1710 (569 amino acids)
Molecular function (GO): oxidoreductase activity; FAD binding
Source: RefSeq, a predicted model, not a curated record
AUGCUACGCUUCACACUUGGCUUGGCAGCUCUCAGUGCCUACUCGGUGUUUGCCCGAUCCCCGUACGAUGUAUCACAGACAGAAUGGAAUGCAUUCAACUCGACUGUGAGCGGACGACUUGGUCGCGGUGUCCCCUUUUCUCGAGCGUGCUUCUCAAAUGUUGGCGUAAACGUUACUGGCGUCUACUCCAAAGAGGAAUGUGCGGUGGCUCAGGAAUCAUACGGCUCGGCAGGCUAUAGAGUAAGCAAGUUCGGGAGUGCAGUAGAAACACAAUGGGAAACCUGUCAAAAAACUAACCAAGGAUGUCUUUUGAAUCCGAACUCGCCUGGGGACGCCGAUGCGUUUAGUUCAAGGGCCUGCCACCAAGGAGGAGUUUCUCCAUAUUAUAUUACAGUUCAGACUGCCGAGGAUGUUAGUAACGCAUUCGCUUUUUCGAAGAAAACUGGGGUUCCAUUGGUAAUCAAGAACAGUGGGCACGACUAUACUGGACGUAGCUUGGCUCCAGAAACUCUGGCGUUAUGGACCCAGAAUCUUAAAUAUAUCAAGCAUUCGACUGACUUCACACCUGAAGGAUGCACAGCCACCGGGGCGCCGGUUCUAACUUUCGGAGCCGGGCAAGACAUGGGCUCCCUGUACGAGUUUGCCGAGCAAAAUAAUAUUACCUUCAUUGGUGGUAGUGGUAAAACAGUUGGUGCGGCUGGGGGAUGGCUGCAGGGGGGAGGCCACUCAAUUCUCUCCAACAAAUAUGGCAUGGGAGUAGACCGAGUGCGACAAUUCCGGGUCGUCACCCCUGAUGGAACUCUAAGAGUUGCCAAUUCUUGCCAAAAUACCGACCUAUUUUGGGCAUUGCGGGGUGGCGGAGGUGGAACAUUCGGAGUUGUCAUGGAAGCUUCUAUUGAGAUUGUGCCGCAUCCUGUCGCCACUGUGGCGCUACAAUGGGAGAUCAGCGCAUCCUUAGGGAAUGUCACAGCAAUACUAGGUUUGAUCACGAAUGUAGCCAGCAAUAGCGACAAGUGGGUUCGUGAUGGGUGGGGAGGAUAUAUUUACCCCACAUAUUCAGUUGUGGCAAAUCCUUCGUUGAAUGCAGAACAAGCGAAAGCCAGUCUCAAAGAUCUGACAGAUUUCCUAACAAGAAACGGCAUUAAAUAUCACUGGCAUGAGUUUUCGACCUUCAAGCCGCUCUUAGAGACCAUUAUUGCGGCACCAAUUCCUAUCGCAGUAAAUGCUGCGCUGGCAUCACGUUUGAUUCCCGUAUCCAAGUUUGAGCCCCUAGUCAAGCCCCUUACUGUCACUCAAACCCUCGAAACUUUUGCUCUUUCAGCAGGAAAGUUCGCAUUCUUCCUAACCUCCCCCUUCAAUUACAAAGCUACCGAGGGCGAUACGAGCAUCACUCCUGCAUGGAGGGAUGCUAUAUGGCACGCGGUAGUGCUAGCAGAUUGGGCAUACGAUGGAAGCGCCGUUGCCGCCAAGCUUGCUUACACUCAAGCGAGUUUAGCAAUCGGACCACUCAGGCUUUUGACCCCGGGAGGAAGCGCGUAUCAAAACGAAGGGGAUGUCUACGAGCCCAAUUGGGAAUCAUCGUUUUGGGGCUCGAACUACAACAAGUUAUCCUCACUAAAGCAGAAGUAUGACCCAGACGGCUUACUGGACUGCUGGCAUUGCGUCGGAUGGAAGGGUAGAAACACCCCGAUCGCGUCGUGUUAUCUGUAA